Molecule: messenger RNA, 474 nt
Organism: Soboliphyme baturini
Lineage: Eukaryota; Metazoa; Nematoda; Enoplea; Dioctophymatida; Soboliphymatidae
Source: the annotation of a GenBank genome assembly
AUGAGGGACGGUGGACGGGUGCGUGGGUGGGUCGGGGGUGACGACCUUGACGUGUCGCCUUCGGUAACUGUCAGCGUGCGCAGCGCAGAAUGUAGCCUCGAGCGAAGCCCAACGAACCGAGGAGGGGAGGGAGGGGCGGUGGAAGAACCAACGAGGGUCGGAGGCCGCGCGGCUGACACCCGCAAUCCGGGAAUCGGCUGCGCGUCCGACCCAUACGGUACGGGAAUAAUCGCUUUUAAUUGGCCCUUACCUGGCGCAAAUGGCCCGAAUCGCUGCCGGUCAAAUAUCCACUCCUCACAGUGCUGCUUGACGCUGAUGCGAGCGGACACUUCGUCACGGGCUAUCGCGAUGACCGAUAGAAACGACGACGAGAUGAAGUGCUGCCACGAACGAACGUGGCCACUACGUGGUCAUCGACCAACCACGGGCCGACGAUUCGCAGCGGUGACGCAGCUGCACCUCGUUUCAAACUAA